Candidozyma auris is the source of this 1317-nucleotide messenger RNA. Its product is annotated as pantothenate kinase. Gene Ontology annotation, biological process: coenzyme A biosynthetic process. Gene Ontology annotation, molecular function: ATP binding; pantothenate kinase activity. The record is from RefSeq and is a predicted model, not a curated record. NCBI's taxonomy places the organism in Eukaryota, Fungi, Ascomycota, Pichiomycetes, Serinales, Metschnikowiaceae. Gene Ontology annotation, cellular component: nucleus; cytosol. Bases 1 to 1317 code for a protein of 438 amino acids. The transcript has 2 exons.
AUGGUCAAGCAGCUCCUCGUCGACAACAUAGACUUCGACUCGGUGCCCGCAGGCACCAUCAAAAUUGACUGUCUGGGCGCGUACAUCGCCAAUGACCAUUUAAUCCGGGGCCAGUAUGGGCUUACUCAGAGCUCGCUGCCGCUGCCGCUGGAACUGAGUGAAAGUGAGUCUGAGGAAGAAAGUGGGCCACUGGCGUCGACACUGGCUGUGCGUUUGGCGCAGCAAAUGGUCACUUGUCCAAGCACAGACUCGGUGAACGCUCAGAACAUUGCGUUGCCUCAGCAUAACUCAGACAUCAUCCACAUGAGCGUGGAUAUCGGGGGGACCUUGACCAAACUCGUGAAGUUGCACUUUCAGGAUUUCCAGACGGGCAAUUUCGAAAAGGAAGCCCUCUCGCAUAUGAUCCAGCUCAUUCGCAAGUCCAUCAUCAACAAGCUGAACCCGCCAAUCACGUAUGUCAUGGCCACAGGAGGCGGUGCUCAUAAAUUUUGCAAGUUGAUGGUGCUGGUUUUUAAGACUCAUCGCUUUCCUAUUCAGAUUGUCCGUAAAGACGAGAUGGAGUGCCUCAUCAAGGGCCUCGACUGGCUCAUCACCAAGAUCCCCAACGAGAUCUUCACCUACGAUCUCACCGCCAACCAAAUCAAAUUCAUCACUAGCCCUUAUACUACGGAGGACCAAAUAUACCCGUAUUUGCUCGUGAACAUUGGCUCUGGUGUUUCCAUGGUGAAAGUCACUGGCCCCGGUCCCCACGGCUUUGAGCGUAUUGGAGGUUCGUCUCUUGGCGGGGGCACUUUGUGGGGGCUCCUCUCGCUCCUUACAGACGCAAAAGAUUACACGGAGAUGUUGGAGAUGGCCCAACGAGGCAAUAACGAGAACAUCGAUCUUUUGGUUGGUGAUAUCUACGGCACCAGCUAUAACAAAAUCGGAUUGAAGUCCACCCACAUUGCAUCUUCGUUUGCCAAAGUGUUCAAGAAGCUUCGCUUUUCCAAACAGGGAAAGCCGCUCACGCCCAGCGAGAAGUUGGCGCAGUUCAAGCAAGAGGACAUAGCCAGGUCCCUUUUGUACCUGAUUUCCAACAACAUAGGUCAGAUUGCGUACUUGCAAGCGCUUCGGUUCGAUCUCAAGCGUAUUUAUUUUGGAGGCAGUUACAUCCUGGGGCACAUGCAAACUAUCCACACAUUGAGUUACGCUGUGAAUUUCUGGUCCAAGGGCGACAUGAAGUCGUAUUUUCUUCGGCACGAAGGAUACUUGGGCAGUGUUGGUGCAUUUAUGAUGGGCCCUAACGGUGAUGUUCACAACGGGUGCUCUAAGCAUUGA